This is a messenger RNA of Pogona vitticeps (central bearded dragon), 4289 nucleotides long. Lineage: Eukaryota; Metazoa; Chordata; Lepidosauria; Squamata; Agamidae. The record is from RefSeq and is a predicted model, not a curated record.
AGGAGGAGAUGCCAAGAGACCGUAUCUUUGUUGCCAUAGUGACGGGCUGGGGUGGGGAAAGGAUGGCGUUCCCACGGCAACCAGCUAUGGGAACCCAGGAGGUCGGGACGGGCUCUUACUACUGUACUGUACUACUGCGUCCGGGUCCGGGAGGCCUUUGGCGGAGCAUAUUCAAGAGAAGCAGCAAGGCGGCCCUCAAAUCUUCAGCUCUUGGGAGCUAAGUUAUCCUUGUACCACACCUUCUGAAGAGAGAUAUAAAUGGUGUGCUGAUAAUGCACACAAAUAAGAAGCAACUGUAUCUUAAUAAUAAAGCACGCACAAUUUUUCAGCUUCAGUAUCUAGCCAAAGAAUCUAUAAUCAAAUUUGAUAUGGUAGCACAUGAGGGUUAUUUCUAGAGAGAGCUGGCUGAUUUUAAACCAGCUUGAUUUUGCUUAUGUCCUCUUAGAACAUUUAGCCUCAAAAUGAUUGCUAUACCAUUUCAAAUUCACUUUUGUCUAAGCAAAUUAAGAUGUACAGUGGCUUGAGGGUUUUUUUCUCAAAUAAAAAAGAGGUUCAACCCUGUUAGGAUGAUGAGUCCAGAGAUCAGAAAUUGAAAGAUUUGUCAUCCUCAGAGUUAUUUUAGUACUAUAAAGAUGCUGCUAUAUAUUUGGAAAAUUAACAGGACAUUGCUAAUUCAUACACAGUUGAACAAAUCUGUUUAUUAGAGGCAUAAUCAUCAGCUGGAAAACAAUGAUCCAGCUUUAUAGUAUGAUAAAAGCCCUUGGGGCUGAAGAAUGAGCUUCUCCUGCAUUAGGCUCAGUAAGAUCUGCUUUCUGCUGUCAGUUAUUGUUUGUGCACUUCUCCUUUUGCUACUCCCCAAAUUCCAGACUAGCUGGAGAUUUGGGAAUUAUCUGCAGCCACGUCCCCUGGUUGUUUUUAAUGAUUCAAGCAAGAGUGAUACCCCGCUACAGCAGGUGGAGUCCAGCUCAGUUGAUCAUUUAGAUGAUGAAGCUAACAAUAUAAUGCCAUUGGUAAAAGAGGAGCUGCUACAAGAAUGGAGCAAUUAUAUCAUAGAUACUGGGAGAGCCAGCCUGAAAGCUAGUGGAAAUAGAAAUGAGAAGCCCAGUAAACCAGUGCAUGACGUGAUGAGAGACGAUAGGGAACCUGUUGAAAUUUCUGCAAUGGAAAAGCUGGAAUUGAAGGAUAUCUUCAUUGCUGUCAAAACAACAAGGAAAUAUCAUAAAACAAGGCUAAAUUUGCUCUUCCAAACGUGGAUUUCUCAGGCCAAAGGAGAGACAUUUAUAUUCACAGACUGGGAAGACCAAGAGCUACGUCUUCGUGCAGGGGACCAUGUAAUCAAUACCAACUGCUCAGCUGUUCACACUCGCCAAGCUCUCUGCUGUAAAAUGUCUGUGGAAUAUGAUAAAUUCCUUGAGUCUGGACGAAAGUGGUUUUGUCAUGUGGAUGAUGACAACUAUGUGAAUCUGAAAAAUCUCCUACGUCUCCUAUCAGCAUUUUCACACAGUCAGGAUGUCUACGUGGGAAGACCUAGUCUAGACCACCCCAUUGAAGCAGCGGACGAUGUCCGCAAUGAUGGAUCAACCACCACAAAGUUCUGGUUUGCCACAGGUGGUGCAGGAUUCUGUAUCAGCAGAGGCCUUGCCCUGAAGAUGAGUCCUUGGGCUAGGUAUGUGCAGCUUGGAAAAUUUGUUCGCAUCCCCCAAACCUUAAUAGAACCCCGAGGGUUUCAUUCUCAGAUUCCUGUCUUGGACAGCCUUGGGAGCUUCAUCAGCACUGCAGAGAGGAUUCGCCUCCCUGAUGACUGCACCAUUGGCUACAUCAUUGAGGGAUUAUUAGAAGUGAAACUCCUGCACAGCCCACUGUUUCACUCUCAUCUGGAAAAUUUGCAGCAGCUGCGGGGUGAAACUGUGCUCAGACAGGUUACUUUGAGUUAUGGUGGUCCCGAGAAUAAACACAAUGUUGUGAGCUUGGCUGAAGUGUUCAGUGUACAACAAGAUCCAACUCGAUUCAAAUCUCUCCACUGCCUACUCUAUCCAAACACAGCAUGGUGUCCCACUCCGAUGGUGAAAUGACAUCUACCCUAAUUUCACAUGUAUCUAACAAUCAAGCAUUUUUGCAUGAGCAGCCAAAGCUAUCUUUACGAAGUCCAUGAUUUGGGGGGGGGGGAAUCUAUGAACAGGAAGCACAAUAUAAUCCAUAUUUGGAAAAUUCAUUUUCUUUCUUUUCCAAUGUCAUAUAGUUCCUGUUAGCUAAAAGGUACUCUCUGGCAAACUGCAUUUGUAAAAACUCAGGAAUGCUACAGUCUGGUACUGCAGCAAUAUGAUUAAGGGCCAAACCUUUUUUCUAGUGGUAUGUAAGAAGCAAAGUACAAAGCUUUGGGGUUGCUGUUUUCUUCUGACACUACACCAUGGGAAAAUUAAAGUGCUGAUUUCCAAAUGGUGUGCCAUCAAGAUACAAUCCUAUUUUGCCUCAGCAUCUCUUUCUCUUGGGACCAUACUGGAAAAAAGCUAGAGCACUCCUUUGCUAGUACAUGUAGCACACACCAGUGAGUAGAGAAGGCACAUUCCUUGAACUGUCCUAGCAGAACCUCUUAUACAGUUGUUUAAUAGUUGGCUUAUAUGGACUGAAUAGCAUUCUUCUGAAAAGGAAUACUUGCAUAAGCUCUCUACUGUGACUUUCAACUCCUAGACUGUUGUGUUUUGGAUACCACAAAUCAGUCUGACCACUAAGUACUUCAAAAUAGUUAGAAAGUCAUAUUUAUGUUGGCCGUGCCACUAUACAAAUUUUCCUGUUUAUAUUACGCCUGGUCUCUAUAUCUUGGUGCAUCUCACAAUCAGUAGACUGGAAAAAUAAGGAAAGGAUAUUAGUUAAUCAAUGUCCAAAAAACUUAAAGAAGCACAAUACCAUAUAAGAGCCUUUUGCUUCUUCCAACUGGAUUAAUACUAUAAAGGAUGUUUCUGGACUGCAAAGCUAAGAAAAAUUAAUAUCCUCUGAAGUCAUCUUCAACUAGAUGGGGUUGAGAUAACCAUUCUUGUAAAUAUUGUAGCAUCAUUCUCCAAAAGAGCAGAGGGUUGCCUUUUGGAGUGAGAUGAAGAAAUACUGUGUGUUUACUGUCCUGAGAUAAAAUAAUCAGAUAUACUGCCAUGAAAAAUAUAGAGAAUCUGUACCACCUCUGUCUGUGAUCAUCAAAAGUCAUGAGAGAUCAUCUCAUCCCUAAAAUGAUGGUACAGUAUUUUGUAUGUGAAAUCUUAAACAAUACCAGGAAUCAUUACCUUGGAAACACUAUGAGAAUAUUAGCUGCCCAAAGUAGUCAGUUUACUAGAUGGGUGAGGUAUAAAUAACAACAAACAUACAUCUCUGGUGGAGAUAAAAGCAGUGUAUCCUUCAAGUAUUUGCUUUGACCAUUCUCCUUUCUGAAGAUGUACCACGUCCAUUUUUCAUUAGGGAAAAGGAAUUUAAGGGGGAAUUUUUAUGUUUGCUGUAAAUAUUUUGCAGCUUAUGUGCCUGAUAUAUAUAACCUACCUCUGGGGAACAUGACUGUCAGUUGUACCUGCAAACGGUAAGCUCCAGCAGAUCAUUUACAGUAUUAUGCUUACUAGCCUAGUGAUGUUUGACAGUAGUUGAAGGAUAACUUUGUCUAGGGCUGACAAAGCUGCGUGUGCUGUCUCACGAUACGGUCAGUACAUCUUUAGAGGCUGAAAAUCGAAAAGUAUUUUAUAAGGCAUGGGAAUAUGACAGUGCAUUUUGAAAUUUGACCUCAGAUUUGCUAUCAGAAUUUUUCCCUUUUUCUAAAACCUGUGGUAAUGGCAGGUAAAUGCUUGAUAGGUGCAUGCAUCUGUUCUGUUGAGACGGGGGAAGAUGAAAGGAUGUUGUUUUCAAUGCCCUGCAGUGACCUCUUCUCUUUCCUUUUGAAUAUCUGCCCCUUCCACUGUUCAGUUGUGUACCGACUCCUUACAAAUACCUCCAGGUUCUCUUUGCUGAAUGCCACCUCUGUCUGUACCAAAAAAGAAAAAUACAUCUCUGUAGAAAUUCAGGUUUGGCAACAGAAAAAUCAUGCCAGAUUUCUGUGAUUAGUUCUGAAUGCAAAAUACCGUUUUCCUUUGCAUAUAAUUUUGCAUGUAUGCUGCAGAGUAGACCUGCAAUUUGUCAGUGCAGAGCACUGGCCAUAAAUGAUCUGUUGUACGUGCGCAUAAUUAGAAAUGUGCAGCCUUGGCUGCAGUAGCUGAAUGCAGGAGCAUUCCCAGCUAUAUUCCCAUCAUUGCUCAGAAAUAAAAAAUUGUAGAAGGGUG